Candida albicans SC5314 is the source of this 1425-nucleotide messenger RNA. It is a transcript of the gene ABD1, whose product is annotated as mRNA (guanine-N7)-methyltransferase. Gene Ontology annotation, molecular function: mRNA 5'-cap (guanine-N7-)-methyltransferase activity. The record is from RefSeq and is a predicted model, not a curated record. The transcript has a single exon. Gene Ontology annotation, cellular component: nucleus. Gene Ontology annotation, biological process: 7-methylguanosine mRNA capping. Lineage: Eukaryota; Fungi; Ascomycota; Pichiomycetes; Serinales; Debaryomycetaceae. The coding region runs from base 1 to 1425 and encodes 474 amino acids.
AUGUCUACCGAUUCGUACACUCCCUCACAAGAGCCUGGUUCAAAGCGUUUAAAGACGGGCGAAUCUGUAUUUGCAAGAAGAGGAGUAUCGCCAAGUACUGGUGGAGUGGCAUCAGCCUACGGUAAUGAGAGUGAGAAAAAGCCAUCGUGGUUACAAACCAACAAAAGUGAUAUUGAUGGGAAGUACGAUAAAUAUGGAGAGAGAAGAAAUGCCCAUACUACAACAAGAGACUCAAGACUUGAUAGGUUAAAGCGAGUUCGUCAAAAGCUGGCUGAGCGGGAAGAUGUUGGUCAUGAAGGAGACGAAGGAGACGAGGAUGAGGGUAUAUUACCUUAUAUUCAUUUACAAGCGGCCAACCCUGCCAUCAUUCACAACGAGAAACAGGAAAACUAUCGUACGUUUCAGAGUAGGAUAUCGAAUAGAGAGAAUAGAGACAUCAAUAGUAUUGUGAGGGCACACUAUAAUCAGCGAACACAACAAGCAAAACAGCAAGGAUCCCGAGUCAAUUCGCCAAUUUACAAAAUGAGGAAUUUCAACAAUGCCAUUAAAUACAUAUUGUUGGGUAAUUGGGCCAAACAUAAUCCAGAGGAAUUGGAUUUGUUUUCUUUUUUGGAUUUAUGUUGUGGCAAAGGUGGGGAUUUGAACAAAUGCCAAUUUAUUGGCAUUGAUCAAUAUAUUGGCAUUGACAUUGCUGAUUUAUCGGUCAAAGAAGCAUUUGAACGGUACACAAAACAAAAGGCGAGGUUCAGACACUCUAAUCAGAAUUCUAAUCGGUAUACUUUUGAGGCGUGUUUUGCCACAGGGGAUUGUUUCACCCAAUUUGUGCCUGAUAUCCUAGAGCCAAAUUUCCCUGGAAUUAUAGAACGUGCAUUUCCCGUGGAUAUUGUUUCCGCCCAGUUUUCGUUGCAUUAUUCUUUUGAAAGUGAAGAAAAGGUACGUACAUUGUUGACCAACGUCACAAGGUCGUUGCGUUCAGGAGGCACUUUUAUUGGCACAAUUCCUUCCUCUGAUUUCAUAAAGGCAAAAAUAGUUGACAAACAUUUGCAACGAGAUGAAAAGGGGAAAGCGAAGUUUGGUAAUAGUUUGUAUUCGGUGACGUUUGAAAAAGAUCCUCCAGAAGAUGGCGUAUUCCGUCCUGCGUUUGGGAACAAGUACAAUUAUUGGUUGAAAGAUGCCGUUGACAAUGUUCCUGAGUAUGUGGUUCCGUUUGAAACAUUGAGAUCAUUGUGUGAAGAGUACGAUUUGGUUUUGAAGUAUAAAAAGAGUUUUACAGAUAUAUUCAACCAGGAGAUUCCAAAGUAUUUUAGUAAAUUGAAUAAAAAUCUAAUUGAUGGAAUGAAACGAAGUGAUGGCAAGUACGGUGCUGAAGGCGACGAAAAGGAAGCAGUGGCAUUUUACAUAGGAUUUGUAUUUGAGAAGGUAUAG